CGAUAUUUAAAAUAAUAUUUUGUUUCAGCAAUGACUACAUCUUUGGCUUUAACUGAAAUUAAUGGGAAUCGAUAUGAGAUUAACACCAAAAACGGAAACAUCGCGCAGAGGACAGGACCCACAGCACCGGCUCCUAAACAAACUCGUGACCAAUGGGGCGGACAAAUAGAGUUCCUGUUGGCCUGUCUCGGCAAUGCCGUCGGACUCGGAAAUUGUUGGCGCUUUCCAUAUCUUUGUUAUAAAAACGGUGGUGGUGCAUUCCUAAUACCAUAUAUCAUAUGUUCAUUUGUCAUUGGAUUACCUUUAUUUCUGAUCGAGUUAAGUCUUGGUCAAUAUUCAUCAAUGGGUCCUGCUCAUUUAUAUGCAAAUUUAUCACCAUUUUUUAAAGUUGCCGUGUAUUAUAAUAUGAUAAUCGCUUGGACUCUCUUCUACUUCGUCGGCUCAUUCUUGGGUCAGGAUUGGCAGCAUUGCGGACAACAUUUCAAUACAUUAAAUUGCACGACAAUUAACGAUAAAAUAAAUUCCACUAAUUAUUCAAUUUCGUCGACUGAAGAAUAUUUCAAUAACUUUGUGUUAACAAAAUCUGAUGGAUUAGACGUAAUGAAUAGCAUUAAUUGGCGAUUAGUUGCUGCGCUCUUUGUCUCCUGGGUUAUAGUUGUGGCCGCACUCAUCAAAGGGAUCCAAUCUUCGGGGAAGGUUGUGUAUUUUACGGCAACCUUUCCAUAUGUUAUACUUAUUAUUCUGUUCAUCAGAGGAAUAACACUUGACGGAGCUAUAGAUGGUUUGCGUUAUUACGUGACCCCCGAGUGGAGCAGAGUUAAAGACCCGGGAGUCUGGAGGGAUGCGGCCGUUCAGGUGUUCUAUAGCUUUGGAAUCGGCGGUGGAGGAAUGAUUACAUAUGCUUCAUAUAAUCGUUUUACUGAUCCAGUUGUCAGACAUUCACUAUUAGUUGGAAUCGGAGAUUUUUUAACAUCAAUUUUUUGUGGAUCUGUUGUAUUUGCAAUGGUUGGAUAUAUGGCUCAUACUUUAAACAAACCAAUUGACGAGAUUGUUCAGAGUGGAACU
Molecule: messenger RNA, 1065 nt
Organism: Oppiella nova
Lineage: Eukaryota; Metazoa; Arthropoda; Arachnida; Sarcoptiformes; Oppiidae
Source: the annotation of a GenBank genome assembly